This is a messenger RNA of Rhineura floridana, 8877 nucleotides long. It is a transcript of the gene ASPM, whose product is annotated as assembly factor for spindle microtubules. NCBI's taxonomy places the organism in Eukaryota, Metazoa, Chordata, Lepidosauria, Squamata, Rhineuridae. Gene Ontology annotation, molecular function: protein binding. Gene Ontology annotation, biological process: mitotic cell cycle; establishment of meiotic spindle localization; spindle organization. Bases 195 to 8528 code for a protein of 2777 amino acids. Gene Ontology annotation, cellular component: spindle pole. The transcript is spliced from 25 exons. The record is from RefSeq and is a predicted model, not a curated record.
ACCCCGAUUGGUGGGAGUGCUGGGUUUGAAUACUGGACCGGCGGUUGAGGGGAAGGGGUGGGUGAGUCUCAUUUCUGUAGAGGAUUUUUGAUUAUAAUCAUGAUGACGGAGAGCCGCGGCAAUUUGCUUCAACGCUGACCGUGUUGCAUGCGAGUGAGAGAGAAACCGACGAGGAGGACCUUGGCUACGCAGCAAUGGCUGUGGGGAGAGAGUAUGUGGAAGCAGCUGGGCUUCGGGAGGUCAGUCCAGGCGGCCGGUGGCGGCAGCGGCGACGCUGGGCUUUCAAGAAAGGCAAGGAGGAUGGAGGCUACGAGGAGGAGGGCGAGGAAGACGGCGAGAGCCUCCCAGUGCUGACCCUGAGCCACUUCUCCCGGCCGCCGUUCCUCAGCUUCGGCACCGUCCGCGUCGGUACGUCGCGCCUUCGUCGCCUGGCUCUGGAGAACCCGAACGCCGAGCCUGUCCGUGUGGCCAUUUGCCGCCCUCCACCGGCCUCGAAAGGCUUCACCGUAGAGCAGCACCUCUGUCUCCUUAAGUCUGGAGAAAGAACAUUAAUUUCAAUAACAUGGACACCACUAGAAGGUGGCAAAGUUCGCGAGCUCAUAACUUUUAUUGUAAAUGAUGUUGUUAAACAUCAAGCAGUUUUGCUGGGUGUUGCUGAGCAAUCUACAAAGAAAAAGAAGAGUCUUUGGGAUACAAUUAAAAAGAGAACUCCUGCACAGCAAUCAGGAUGUAAGAAAAGACUUCCCAUCAUUAAAAAUGUAAAUAAAACUUUUCAGAUGUCUGGAAAAACUGGAAAGGGUAGAAGUCCUCUUCAGUCCUGUGAGAACUUGGAAGUGACAGGAGCUACCAUUUCACCUAGUGGGGAUACCGUAAUCCUGUUAGAAAAUAAGCUCUUUCACUCUCCCACUAAUCCCAUCCUGCAAGAAAACCAGCAUGUCACUUACACCCCGCUUUCGAUGAGGAGAUCAGUUACAUAUACUGCUCUUGGUACAGCAGCUUGUGAUGAAUUGCAACAGGAUAUAAAAGAGACCUGUCAUGUUAUGCCAUUUGUGGAAGCAGAACUAGAAAGAGCACAUAACAGUAGCUCAGUGGAAGCACAAAGUUUUAAUACAAAUUCUAUUUGCACUCCAGAAGAGCUGAAAAGACUGCACUUUCCUUUGAAUCACAGAAGAAUUUUAAGCCCCGAUUCCUUUGUAAACAAUAGCUAUGAACUUUGUGAAGAACCUGCUAUGGCUGCAACAGCGCCAGUUCUUUCACCUGAUCAGUUUUUAAAAGAGAAUCAAAUAGUUAUUCACCCAGUGUCACAAGUACAUGAAUCUGUGUCCCUUUCCUCGAGUGUGGAAUCUUGCAUGUCGAGGACUAUUUUUUCAAAACAGAAGAAAAAGAUGCAAGUUUUAACUUUUUCUGUGGAACCCCAGGUUUCAAGUAAGUCCCUUAAUGACAUGCACAAUAAAAAAUGUGGAGCAUUUCAGUAUGAGAAGUUUGAACAAAAUGUCAGUGGAUGCAGAAAAACUGACCAAGAUCAGACUCGCUGCUUCCAGAAAGAACAGGGUAAAAAAAGGCCUGUGCUUUCCAACACUGUUACUAAAAGCAAGCCUGAUCGUCCUGAGGGAAAAGGAAUUGACACACUAAAACCAAAAUCUAGAAAAUGUCUUUCUAAUGCAAUCCAGCAAUGUGCGGAUAUUGUACCUGAAACAGAAAAACUGGAGAUGUUGCCAGAACUUCCAGUUAUAGAACCUUUCUCAGGUGAAGCUAAAUAUAAAGUUAAAACAGCUUCACCUGGUUUAGGAUCAACUUUGCAUAAUCGUAAAAGAAAAAGCAGGGAAUACUUGGAAGAUACUAAUAGUGGAAGUGGAGAAUAUGCGGAGAACUUUGAAAGAAAAAAAAUCCUGACAUCCUUUAUGGAAAAUGAAAAUCAGAGUGCUUUGAAAACAUUGUUUCCCAAAUCUGUGAACAGAGAGAAGCAAAAUCAGAAAAAGAGACCUGGUUCCUUAUCUCAAAAAUGGAAGACUAGCAGAAAAACUAGAAACAUUGUUCCUGUUGCACAAUCUCAGCUGACCUUUGUGAAACCUUUAAAAACAGGUAUUCCUAGACAUCCAAUGCCUUUUGUGGCCAAGAACAUGUUUUAUGAUGAGCGAUGGAAAGAGAAACAGCAACGAGGUUUUACUUGGUGGUUGAAUUUUGUACUUACUCCUGAUGACUUUACUGUGAAAACGGACACUUCACAAGUCAAUGCAGGGUCCCUUAUCUUGGGAACAGAGUCUCAUAAAUCAAGCGUUCCUAGAGCACCAACAAAAGAAGAAAUGUCUUUAAGAGCAUAUACAGCUCGGUGCAAAUUGAACAAACUUCGUCGCUCAGCUUGCCAUUUGUUUACUUCAGAUGAGAUGGUUAAAGCAAUAAAAAGGCUGGAGGUUGAAAUUGAAGCAAAGCACUUGCUAAUUCGGAGGGACAGACAUCUGUGGAAGGAUAUUGGUGAGCGACAGAAAAUCCUCAACUGGCUUUUAUGCUAUGAUCCACUAUGGCUACGCAUAGGUCUAGAAGUAGUCUAUGGGGAGCUGAUUGCCUUGGAGAGUAACAGCGAUGUUAUGGGCUUGGCAAUGUUUAUACUUAAUCGCUUGCUGUGGAAUCCAGAUAUUGCAGCUGAAUAUAGGCAUCCAACUGUGCCUAACCUUUAUCGAGAUGGUCAUGAAGAAGCAUUGUCCAAGUUUACGCUGAAAAAACUUCUGCUCCUGGUUUGCUUCCUUGAUCGUGCCAAACUGUCUAGAAUUAUUUAUCAUGACCCUUGCCUCUUCUGCAAAAAUGCAGAAUUCAAGUCUAGUAAAGAGAUACUGCUGGCAUUUUCCCGAGACUUUCUAAGUGGAGAAGGUGAUCUAUCUCGCCAUCUUGGCUUCUUGGGCUUUCCAGUUAAUCAUGUGCAGACUCCACUUGAUGAAUUUGACUUUGCUGUAACAAAUCUAGCCACAGAUCUGCAAUGUGGCAUUCGUCUUGUGAGAGCAUUGGAACUUCUGUCAUCAAACUGGAGUCUUUCAAAAAAAUUAAGAGUUCCAGCAAUAAGCAGACUUCAAAAGAUGCAUAAUGUUAAAAUUGCCUUUCAGGAACUAAAAGAUCAUGGGAUACAGUUAGAAGGUGAACAUGGUAAAACAAUUGAUGCUAAGGAUAUUGUGGACCGGCAUAGAGAGAAAACACUUGCAUUGCUAUGGAAAAUAGUAUUUGCUUUUCAGGUGGAUGUUUCUCUUGAUAGGCAUCAACUGAAAGAAGAAAUUGGUUUCUUGAAGAACAUGCAUGUCACAAAAGUGAAAACAGCUGCUUUGGAAUCUUCUGUUCCUAGCAAAGUGAGAAAAGAUAGCAGCAGCUUUUAUUCAUCUGAAAGCUGCAGUGAAAAUGUAAAGUUGCUGAUGGAUUGGGUCAGUGCUGUCUGUGGGUUUUACAAUGUCAAGGUGGAAAAUUUCACAGUAUCCUUCUCAGAUGGAAGAGUGUUAUGUUACUUGAUUCAUCAUUAUCAUCCAUGUUAUGUGCCUUUGGAAGCUAUAUGCCAGCGUACAACUCUAACAGUAGAAUGCACUAAAAGUGGCACAACAGUACUAAAUUCCUCCUCUGAAUCUGAUGGUUCUCUAAAUCUACUGAAUGGAACGUUUGAUGAAACUAUAACGUCUUCAGUACUUUAUAAAGAGCUCCUUGACAAUGAGAGGAGAAACUUCCAGCUGAUUAACGCUGCAGUUUCUGAUCUUGGAGGUGUUCCAGCUAUGAUUCACCAUUCAGACAUGUCUAAUACCAUACCUGAUGAGAAGGUAGUUAUUGCCUUUGUGUCAUUUCUGUGUUUGCGACUUCUAAAUCUCUCUAAAGAGAUUCGAGCAGCUCGGCUCAUUCAAUCUAUGUGGAGGGAACACAGAUUGAAAAGAAAAUUAGCUCAGACCAUGGAGCAAAAAAUUAAUGCAACAGUUGCAAUUCAGAAGCAUUGGAGAAGAUAUUUGGCUCAGAUGAAAUUUCAGAAUAUAAAAAAGGCAAAGCAGGAAGAUGCUGAAAGGGUAUCUUCUAUGAUCAUUCAGACUUACUGGAGAAGAUAUCAUGCAAGAAGAAAAUAUUUGCAACUACGGCACUAUACAAUUAUUGUGCAAGCAAGGAUCCGAAUGUUGCUUGCUGUUACUGCUUAUAAAAAAGUUUGCUGCGCUGCCCUCACUAUUCAGAGGCGCUUCCGGGCUUUGUUGACAGCAGAUGCCGAUCGAAGAAGAUAUCAAAACAUGAAGGUGUCUGCACUUGUGAUUCAGUCUGCAUUUAGAAGAUGGAGAGUAUGCAAAAGGAAUUCAAAAGUUAAAACCGAGAUGCUUUUGCAAGCAAACGAACAAGCAAAGGAGAGAGCUGCUGUUGUAAUUCAGUCGCGGUACAGAAUGACCAGAGAUCGAAACAAUUACUUGCGUAUCAGACAGAGUGUUAUCAAGAUACAAGCCUUAUUCAGAUGUCUUCAAGCUAAAUACAUUUAUCAACGGAAAAGGCGGUGUGCGGCGGCUAUUCAGAAGUGUUAUAGAGCUUACAGGCUGGGAAAAACUGAAAGGGAAACAUAUUUGCAAAAACGUGCAGCAGCUAUAUUCUUGCAGUCAGUUUAUAGGGGGAUGAAAACUCGCUUAAUGUAUAGACAAGUAAGAGCUGCCUGUGUCAUUCAGAUACACUACUGUGCGUACAGAAAGCAAACCUUUCUGAGACAGAAAUUCUUGCAAGUAAAAAAGGCAGCUGUGUGUUUGCAAGCAGCCUAUAGGGGCUAUAGAUUACGCAAAAUGCUCAAGUGUCAACAUACGGCUGCCGUUAAGAUCCAGUCCGCAUUUAGGACUUAUGCUGCGAGAAGGAAAUACCUGGCCUUGAUUCAAGCUUCCCUUGUGAUUCAGAGAUGGUACAGGGCUUCCAAAAUCAGAACAAGGUUUUUGAAGACAAAAGCAGCUGUGACUUGUUUGCAAGCAGCUCUGCGUUCCUGGCAAGUAAGGAAAUGGAUUCAGGGGCAGCAUGCUGCUGCAGUUAAAAUACAAUCUGCCUUUAGGAGGUACACUGCUCUGAAAAGGUUCAGGCUGAAGAGAAAUGCUGCUCAAACUCUUCAGCAGCAUUAUAGAGCCAAAACUUGGGGUAGAAAACAACAGCAGGAAUAUGUUUUGCUUCGCAGUAGCAUUAUACAGCUCCAGGCAGCUUGGAGAGGAAGUGUUGUGAGGAAGCAAAUUGAAAGAAAGUGCCAGGCUGCAGUGGUUAUACAGUCCUAUUUCCGGAUGCAUAUCAAGCAAUCAAAGUUUAAAAGCUUCAAAGGAGCUGUUGUUAUAAUUCAAAGGUGGUAUCGUGCUGUUAUGCUAGCCAGGAGUGAAAGACAGGAAUAUCUUGCUUUAAAGGUGGCAACUGUUAAAAUGCAGGCGAUUUACAGAAGUGUGAGAGCAAGACAAAGAAUUCGAUACAUGCACCAAGCAGCAGUUAGUAUCCAAGCUAUGUUUAAGAUGCAUCGGAGUAAUGUUAGAUAUCGGGCAAUGAAACUGUCAGCUACUAUAAUUCAGAGACGAUACAGAGCUUUUUGCAGAGGAAGAAUGGAACGGAAAAACUAUCUCAAGCUAAGAAUGGCUUCUCUUAUCCUUCAGGCUGCCUACAGAGGAAUGAAAGUCAGACAGGAGGUAAAAAAUUUGCACCGGUCUGCAACUUCUAUUCAAUCAUUUUAUCGAAUGUACAUGCAACGGAAAUAUUUCCAAAAGUUAAUUGCAGCAGCAAAACUGAUUCAGUGGUGGUAUCGUAGUUGCAAAGAACGAAAUUCUCAGAUGUGCAAAUACCGACAGAUGAAGACUUCUGCCCUCCAAAUCCAGUCUGCCUUCCGAGGUAUGAAAGCAAGGCUACAUUUGAAAAAGAUGCAUGUAGCUGCCACCACCAUUCAAAGGAGAUUUAGAACUUUUCUUCAGAGGCAAAGCUUCAUUUCUCUUAAGACAGCUGGUGUUAUAAUUCAGAGGAAGUACAGAGCAGUGGUACUCUCAAAACAGCAGAGGGAAGCGUAUGUCCGUCUCUAUAAAGCUGCUGUCAUAAUGCAGUCUACCUUCAGAGGUCUUCUGGCCAGGAAAUAUGUGAAGCAAAUGCAGGGAGCUGCUACAGUUAUCCAAGCGGCCUUUAGAAGGCAUAGAGCUUUCACUCAAUACCAAGCUGUGAAGCUUGCUUCGAUUUCAAUACAGCAGCAUUUUAGAGCAUACCAAGAGACCAAACGUGUGAGAGGAGUCUACUUAAAACAGCGUCGCUCUGUUUUAAUUCUUCAGGCUGCUUGCAGAGGAAUGAAAGGGCGACGCAUCUUGAAGGAACAACAUUAUGCAGCCACAGUCAUACAGAGUAAUUACCGAAAGCACAGGCAACAGUGUUCCUACCAAAAAGUGCAAUGGGCAGCCAAAGUUAUACAGAUAAGAAUCAGAGCCAACAAGCUGUGCAAAAUUGAAGUCCAGCGGUAUUCCUCUGUUAAGAAUGCUGCCAUUUGCAUUCAGAAAGCUUUUCGCAGGACGAAGGCAAGACGGUGUCAACAAAGGCACCAAGCUGCUAUUGUGCUUCAGCGGCAUUUUAAAACGCAGAGAGAACGCAGGAAGUACCUUGCUCUUAAAGCUGGUACUAUAGUCCUACAGAGACGGUACAGAGCAUUAAUUUUGGCAAGAAGGCUGGCUCAGGAAUAUGUUUCUAUUCGUGCAGCAAUUGUUUGUGUCCAGUCUUUCUAUAGGGGAUUUAAAAUAAGGAAAGAAAUUGAGCGUGUGCAUUUAGCAGCAAGGGUAAUUCAGGCAGCAUUUAGAAUGCAUCGGGCUAAGGUCUCUUACCAGAGGUUGAGAGGUGCUGCUAUCACCAUACAAAAUUACUACCGGUCUUACCUCAAAGGAAAGAAUCAGGAAAAUGCAGACUUGGCAAUUAGGAAAUCUUCUAUAAUGGUUCAGGCCACAUACAGAGAUAUAAGAACACAGCAAGGACUGAAAGCCACACACGUCUCGGCAACUCUCAUCCAGUCUCUUUAUCGUAUGCAUGUGCAGUGCAAACAUUACAAGCUGAUAUGCUGGGCUGCAAUAACGAUCCAGUCUGGCUAUCGUGGAAGUAUAUCACGUAAAAAGGCAAAGGAAAUGCGUGCAGCAAGAAAGAUUCAAUCCUUUCUCCGCAUAGCUGUGGCUCGUAGAAAGUUGAUUCAGCUCAGAAGUGCAGCUAUUGCAUUGCAGACUCAAUACCACGCAAAUAAAGCCAUAGAGCAAUACCAGAAAUACUGGGCAGCUGCACUUUUAAUACAACAGCGUUAUCGAUCUUACUUGGCUGUGAAACAUCGAAGAGUGGCUUAUUUGCAAACUUUGAGGAGCAUCUGCAUUAUGCAAGCUACAGUCGGGAGUUUCCUUGAACAUCGAAGGGUUUGCAGAAUGAAAAAUAUAACACAAUAUCAGGUUUUGGAACAGAGCCAGCAGAGUUUUCUGCUUCGUUUUGGAGCUGCUGCGUAUCAUCAUCUUGCUGCUAUCAGAAUUCAGAGGGCUUACAGAAUGCAUCUUCAUUUGAAAUGCGUACACUUGCAGCUCUCUUCAGUUCUGUACAUUCAGAGGUGGUAUCGAGCAAAACUGCAGAGGAGGAAAUACCUACAAUAUCGUGAGAAGAUUAUUAAAAUACAAAGAAUAGUGAAGAGAUGGAUGAGUUGCAGAAAUGUUGCUGCAGAUGCAGUUCAGGAAAGCAAAACCCAAGAAACCCUCACCAAUGGAAUAACUAAAUUUCAGGCAUUGUGGAGAGGGUAUUCAUGGAGGAAGAAGACUGAUACUGCAGAAACUAGAACUCUGCGAGACAGUUUGGUGAUUGCCAAUAAAGAAAGCAAAGAAGAGAAGAAGCUAUGUAACAGAACUGCACUUGCCAUUGAUCGCCUUCUCAAAUAUAAACACUUUUCUUAUAUUCUGGCAGCUUUAAAAGACCUAGAGGUUGUUACUCGACUAUCUCCUGUCUGUUGUGAAAGUAUGGCCCAGAGUGAAGCAGUAUUCACUAUUUUUACUUUGAUACGGAGUUGCAAUCGCAGUGUCCCUUGCAUGGAUGUUAUACGUUACUCUGUCCAGAUCCUGCUUAAUUUGUCAAAGUAUGAAAGAACUACUCAAGCUGUUUAUACAGUGGAGAACUCCGUAGACACUUUAUUGGACCUACUUCAAAUGUACAGAGAGAGAGCUGGUGACAAAAUUUCAGAGAAAGGUGGAAGCAUUUUUACCAAGACAUGCUGCCUCUUUGCUCUUCUUUCAAAGGACUCAAGAAGAGCUGCUGAGAUCCGAAGGAGCCCACAAGUAGUAACUCGCCUUCAGAGCCUGUUUAAACUCACAGCACGGAAACAUCAAAUGGAUGCACAAAGAAUGCUUGCCAAACAUAAGUCGGGUGCAUACAAAAAUGGGCAUUUCUCUGUCCCAAUAACUCCUAUAAGAACAAAUACAGUUUCAAGACACAGACCAGAAUGGGUUUUAAGGAGAGAUAAUAUACAAGAGAUUGUUGAUCCUCUGCUAGCAAUUCAAAUGGUCAUGGAUACACUUGGAGUUUCUUAUUACUAAAGGAUAAUGUGCUUGAUAAAACAAUUUGUAAUUAUGUCUGUUGUUAAAAAGAAAGCAUUGUCAGCAUUAAUUUUCAUAUGAUGUUUAUCCAUAUUCACAUUAUGUAGAGUUGAUAUAUUCAGUUUUGCUUACUAGUGUAUUGUGUGUGUGUGUGUGUGUGUGUGUGUGUAUGCUGUAAUACCCAAGUUUCAUUGCAAUUUUUUAUAUCUCAGAGACUGGUAUUGUCUUUAUUAAUGCGAAAUAUUAAAAUAUUACUGGGGUAUGAUUUGUAAGUAACAAACUUGAAACUGUGUACAGGUUUUUUAAGACUGAGAUUUUAUAUAAUAAAAAGCAAACUGUUAAGCUUUAA